Molecule: messenger RNA, 4112 nt
Organism: Nematostella vectensis (starlet sea anemone)
Lineage: Eukaryota; Metazoa; Cnidaria; Anthozoa; Actiniaria; Edwardsiidae
Product: oxysterol-binding protein-related protein 1
Exons: 32
Coding region: 167-3277 (1036 amino acids)
Cellular component (GO): cytosol; membrane; intracellular membrane-bounded organelle
Molecular function (GO): sterol binding; protein binding
Source: RefSeq, a predicted model, not a curated record
CUGUAUCACGGAGCCCUGUGCUAGCGCGGCCCUGGGACCUAAUAGUACUCGAGCAGGGCUGAAACUUUGCAACACCAAAAUGAUUGUUAAAAAUGUCACAAAAUUCCCUUUCAAAAUGACAAAAUAGACCGCUUUGGGCAGAUAGGGAGUCGUAUAACUCUCGACUAUGUCUGCCAGUAAGAAAUCUGACCGGGAAGAAAAACUGCUUCAGGCGGCAAGACGGGGAGAGCUACAAACAGUCAACGGUUUGUUAAAAGAUAAAUCUGGAUCACCAUCUGGUAUUGAUGUCAACUGCAGAGGCAAGUCAAAGGCUAACAAUGGCUGGACCCCAGUCCUGCUUGCUUCAUAUUUUGGCCAUAAAGAUGUUGUAGAAAUAUUAAUUAAGGCCGGAGCUGAUAUUAAUGCUCAGAAUGGAAUGGGUUACACUGCCCUCCACCUGGCUUCCUUCACUGGGCGAACGGCUGUUGUACUACUGUUGCUUGAGAAUAAUGCUGAUGUGACGAUCAUCAAUGGAGAAGGGAAGACCCCCAGCCAAGUGGCCAACAAGGAUGAAAUCAAGCAGCUUAUUCUUGCGGCAGAGAAAAGUCAUCAAUUGGCACUACAGGAGCAGUUGCUGACUGCUGCGCGGGACGGCAACACAAAUGAGAUCAAGAGACUUGUAAGCCUCCCUGACCCUCCAGACAUCAACUGCAGGGACUCCAUGGGGAACACCCCACUACACUGUGCGGCCUACAGGGGGCACAAGGAAGUCGCUGUUACUCUGCUGCAGAAUGCUUCAGAUACUUCCCUUAAAAAUAACUCAGGUCAGACGGCACUUCAGCUCACUCGUGACUCCAGGAUGAAAAAGCUGUUAGACGUCCAACCAUUACAGGUCACGAAGAAAAACAAUUGCAUAAGACAAUUUUCCUCUAGAAAAAAGAAGACCAUCAAUAAGAUUGUACCAAGACACGAGGGAAUACUUUUAAAGAGAUCUCGUUUCUUUGGCGUCAAAAAGUACUGGGUUGUGUUGGAACGAGGAGUGCUCUCCUACUUUCACAAACGUGCGGACGCAGCAUCAGGACACAAGAGACAGGGCUUCAAGUACCUGGACCACGCGAAAUUCUCGGUACCUAAAGAAGAGAAGCACAAAAUAAAGAUCCAGUACUCAGAUAACACCGUGCACAUCUGGAGCGUAUCUCCCAACGACCCCGCACCGCAAGUACAAAGACAGCGCUGGCUGAACUCGCUACACGAGCACUGUGCCUACAGUACACACUACACGACCCAGCCCACCCUACUGGUGGACGAGUACGACCAGAACUUCUUGCCUCUCGGCGAUAUCCAAACAUCCAUCAAGGAGGCACAAGCGCAUCAGCAAUCUUUGGAGCAACAAGUCUCUGCCGCCAGUAAACUGAUCUCGAACUUCGACAGCACUUCGAGCAAGGGCGGCCAUCUUAGUCUGCUGAACAUCAAGACCGCACUGGACGAGAUCGUGUUGUCGUCCAAAGAGAUGUGUGCUGUACUCGGUCACUGCAUCAACGUAUUGGCCCAGCAAGAAGAGGUACGGAGUCAUCACAUGGAGGAGGAAGUCGAGAAGCGUCGUGUACUCGAAGACGCGCUGCAUGUCCUCGCAACAGAACACCACGCCCUGGAGUGUUCUAUUGGGAUUAACGAGAUGCUCCACACCAGUAAAUUGUCAUUAGUCAGUGACUCAGACGAGUUCUUCGAUGCAGUGUCAGACAUCGCCUGCUCGCUCCCUGACGAGAUGCCUUCCGAUAGCGAUGAAGAAAGCGAAGUCUAUGUGCCAGCUGACAUAACAGACCCGGCGAGCGACCAAGAGUCCACGACCACGCUUAGAAAAUGCGACUCUGGGCAAAACCUUAACCGUAGUCUCCCCCCCGGUCUUACGAGAAGUAGCUCUGACACGACGUUACCGCGUAGGGAGCCUUCAAAUCUCGUGGUCGAGGGGCUGCAAAAAUCUAAGUCUGAGUCGAAGGAUAUGGAAAGGGAAUAUGAGGAGAGGGGGCGCAAAAUGUCCGAGAAACAGGAAAAUGUAGAGGAAAACGGUGCAGAGGCAUCUGUGCCUAGACACAGGACACGCCUGCCCACCCACAUGCUGUCCAGAAACGAGUUUAGCGUCUGGACGGUGUUAAAACAGUGCAUAGGGAAGGAUUUAUCAAGGAUCACUAUGCCAGUGAUAUUCAACGAACCCUUGACGUUUCUACAGCGUAUAACUGAGUACAUGGAGUACUCGGAACUUCUGCACACUGCCGCCUCACAAGAUGACCCGACUCGACGAUUACAGUAUGUAGCUGCGUUUGCUAUAUCAGCCACCUCAUCUAACCUUGACAGAGUCGGCAAACCCUUCAACCCGUUACUCGGCGAGACAUACGAGCUUGUAAGGCCUGGGUUCCGACUAGUGGCAGAACAGGUCAGCCAUCAUCCACCAAUCACAGCGCUCCAGUGCGAAAGCGAUGACUUUAUAUUCCACGUAACUGUGCAGCCAAAGCUGAAGUUCUGGGGAAAAGGAGUCGAGGUGCAGCCCAAGGGGAUGGUCACCCUUAAAUUCCCUAAGCACAAUGAAGUUUAUACUUGGAACAACGUGAACUCCUGCGUGCAUAACAUCAUCGUGGGCCAGCUAUGGAUAGAGCAGUACGGGCAGAUAGAGAUCAGUAGCUUGAGUAGCGGCGACCGUGCGACCAUCCACUUCAAGCCCGCUGGCUGGUUCGGCAAAGAGCUAAAUAAAGUGGAGGCCACCAUUCAUUGCGCACAAGAUAAAAAGAAGAGGUACACGCUGAAAGGGGACUGGACCGACAAGAUCACGUGCUACCGAUCGGAGACUCACGUGACCAGGAAGCAGAGCAAGCGCGGCAAACAGGACUUCGAAAUCGCUAGUACAAGUAGUAGCGAGACUAGUCUAGAGCUACACUCGCCGGUCACCCUGUGGACGUGUUCACACAGGCCUCCCCAUAGCAAAGAAAUGUACAAUUUUACAAGUUUUGCGAUGCAACUUAAUGAACUUCUUCCUCGAGACAAGGAAACGUUACCGCCGACUGACUCCCGCCUCAGACCAGAUUGUAGAGCUCUAGAAAACGGUGACUUAGAUCGUGCGACGGCGGAGAAAAUCCGUUUAGAGGAGAAACAGCGCGCGGCGAGACGUGAGCGACAGAAGAGUGACCAAGAGUGGGCACCAAGGUGGUUUAAGGAGGAAAUGAACCCAUACACUGGGCAAAUGGACUGGCUCUAUUCCGGGGGGUACUGGGACCGAGACUGGCAGGAAUGUCCAGACAUCUUCUAGAAAUUUAUAAUUAUUUAAAGUUCGACGGGGAUUCGUCGUCAAUUAAAUUCUAGCAAUCAACAUUGCAAAUGACAAUUGGAAUGAUCGAGGUCUUAGCCAAUUACCGCAAAGACCCAACUGACCAAUAGCAGUAGACGUUACGCAACUCGACCAAUUACUGCGAAGUAAGCCUCGAAAAUCGGCCAAUCACUGCGAAGUAAGCGUCUGAGAUCGGCCUAUCACUGCAAAGUGGACUUCGGAAAUCGGCCAAUCACUGUGAAGUAAGCCUCGGAGAUCGGCCAAUCACUGCGAAGUAAGCGUCUGAGAUCGGCCAAUCACUGCGAAGUGGACUUCGGAAAUCGGCCAAUCACUGUUAAGUUAGCCUCGGAGAUCGGCUAAUCACUGCUGAGUGAGCUUCGGAGAUCGACCAGUCACUGCGAAGAGAGCCCAACAGCAAUCAGGAGACACACAGGAACAGAACUGGACCAACCAUAAACAAUAUUGGUCUUCACUUAUUAAUUAUAACCGGUUGACCAUAACUGUCAAAGAAGAGCCAUAAAGCCAUACGCGCGUUAAGCGACAUUAAUGAUCAAUUAUUGCCAACUCAACACCAUGAAGUCAUGAGCCAAACGGUGAAGAAUUAGCCUAUUUUCAAUCGCCUGACUCUUAUGUGCCGUACCAAAUGCUAAUUAGAUUGUUUCAGCUUUUUUGCAUACAUUUGCAAUUGGAACGGCGCAUGAAAAUGAUGGAGCCUUAUUGCUUUCCUGAGUUUGUGUCCUCCAUAUUCCAUCGUCGCAUUAUCUAUGUGUGUAAAGGGGCACACAGGGCUAGGGUCAAAUAAAUGAAUUAUUGUGAU